Penicillium diatomitis is the source of this 1377-nucleotide messenger RNA. RefSeq names its product VHS and GAT domain-containing protein. Gene Ontology annotation, molecular function: phosphatidylinositol binding; ubiquitin binding. Gene Ontology annotation, biological process: actin cortical patch localization; endocytosis; actin filament organization. Lineage: Eukaryota; Fungi; Ascomycota; Eurotiomycetes; Eurotiales; Aspergillaceae. The transcript has 5 exons. Gene Ontology annotation, cellular component: actin cortical patch. The record is from RefSeq and is a predicted model, not a curated record. The coding region runs from base 1 to 1377 and encodes 458 amino acids.
AUGCCGGCCAUGAAGGGGUUUUUGCGCUCCUUCAGCAGCAGUAGUCGCCGAUCCAGUACCGUCCCCUCAUUGCCCCUUGAGCUUCCCGUCACCCCUAUUGUGUCUUCCCCCCGCAACCCGAGUCAAGACAACACAGUGCUGAUCUACACAUCAGGUCCCGGCGUGGAAAGCGAGCAGGACUCUCACGAUGAUACCCCAGAGACACUUCUACUGCGAGAAAUGAAAGCAUUUUGCGAAUCCAACACCACCCCACAUAGCCAGAGUCAGCAGGGGAAUGAAUACGUCCAUCUACCUCGGAUCGUUGAGAUCGCCGAGUCCAGUCCGACAGCGGCCCGGGAAGCCGCCCAACGGAUUCGCAAAUACCUCUCGACACCGAACAGCACUCCAACUCACGUUCAAUUUAAUGCCCUCAUGCUGAUGCGCAUCCUGGGGGAUAACCCUGGUCACAGCUUCACCAUCAACUUCGACGAGAAGUUCUGUAACGUGAUCAAAGACCAGCUUCGCAAUGGCCGUGACUGGUACGUGCGGCACUACUUGUGCGAGUACCUUGCGCACCUUGAGGCGACGCGGUACCAGGACGACGAUCUUCAAAUGCUGCUGCAGGUUUGGGCCAAGAUCAAGGCGAAGUCACCAAGGGAAUUUGUCCAGCGAUAUACUGUUCCACCGGGGACGCAGGUCACAAAUUUCUCCGCCCAGUAUCAAGCGGGGCAGCCUAUGCGCUUGCCAAGGCCCUCGAGAACUCUACCCAACCCCGACUACUCCCCGGCCGAGCUGGAUGGAAAUGAAUUGAUCAAAGAAUUCAUUGAACGAUGUCAAUCAUCCGCACGUACCCUGCAGAGAUACAUACAUUCCACCAAUCCAGCUCCUGACGAGGACACCCUUUUGACUUUGAUCGAAACCAACGACGAGAUUUCCGUCGCCUUGUCACGGCAGCAGCGUGCUAUGUUGAAAGCGCGUAAAGCUCGAGGCACGUCUAGCCCAACCCCCAAUCCCAGUAGCCCAAUUUCACUGGGAAGCGAUGGCAUGGCGUCGGGUGGCCUAGGCGGAACGUCGACGUUUAUACCCGUUGGGUCUGCGUCCAAGGGGCCGACAUCAGAGCUCCAGUCCAUGCCGUCAAUAUCGAGAUGUCUCGAGGAUCAAUCCUCGCCCAGGGUCGAGCUCCCCGCCGCAGUGUCCGCCAGUCACUCGACCGCGAGAAGUCGAAAAGCCGUGCAGUACGAGUGGAACUCGGCCGAUUUUGAGGUCCAAAAUCCAUUUGCAGAUGAAAAUGCCGCGAGUGACUCGGAUGCGGAAAGACGUCAUCCACAGGCGACUGCUGCGGCCUCUGCCACGAGCGAAGGGCGAGUCCAGGCCCCGCUUACGGAGCAGAAACGUUGA